This is a messenger RNA of Lichtheimia ornata, 1656 nucleotides long. RefSeq lists its product as uncharacterized. The transcript has 2 exons. Lineage: Eukaryota; Fungi; Mucoromycota; Mucoromycetes; Mucorales; Lichtheimiaceae. Gene Ontology annotation, biological process: SCF-dependent proteasomal ubiquitin-dependent protein catabolic process. Gene Ontology annotation, molecular function: protein binding. The record is from RefSeq and is a predicted model, not a curated record. Bases 1 to 1656 code for a protein of 551 amino acids. Gene Ontology annotation, cellular component: SCF ubiquitin ligase complex.
AUGCAACACCACGACCUAUUCCAUCGACUGCCGUAUGAUAUCCUUACCAGCAUCUUUGAUCAUUUGGCACGAAACGACAUUUUAGAAUGCAUGCUUGUAUCAAGAUCAUGGAGCACCCAUGUCAUUCAAUACGCUAAAACAGCCUUCACUCAUAUUACCUUUUAUGCCGACAACAAGGACAACACAAAUCAAUAUCAUGGCUUGCUUUCUCGUAUUGGCCAUCAUGUCCAAUCCGUAGUGGUUGAUCAAUGCCCCGACGCGAUCACGCUUUUGAAUAUAGUCAACGUCUUGGCUAGCUAUGAAUGCAAGGAUCUCACAUCGUUGGAAAUACGAUAUGGGGUUUUAAAUGCAGCCAUUGUACCACGCUUUAAAGUGUUCAGACAUCUCGGGUAUUUGACAAUCACGUUGCCAUUGACCUUGCAUGCAUCAACAUCCUUUGUCCAGAGCAUUGUGCAAGCAUGCUCAUCAUCAUUGGUAUCCUUGACCUGCAUCUCAUCCUGCUCCGAACAUGGUAGUAGUAAUUCACUCACCGUGUUGCAUGGUGCACCAUCAUUGCACGGGACCAAAACAAGCCAUGUACAACAUGUCCAUCUCCAGUAUCCAAACAUUACCAUUGGAUCGAUUAUCCCUUUACUUCAACAAUGCCCUCUUUUAUCAAGCUUGUACGUGAAAAGCAUGCAGCAUCCGGAUAUAAAAAAGAUCCGUCAUCAUUGCCCUUGCCUGGUUGAUUUACGAUGGACGUCCUUGGAUACAUGUUCAUUCUUAUACAAUCGUGUACAACCAUUGAUGAUGGAAAACAAUAUCAAGGACAACGUUUUCCUCCAUGGAUUAGCAAUCAAUGGAUCAGCAGCUCAUCUCUUUACAGCUGAGCAUCAAUUACGGUACCUGAACUUACACAUGUCAACAUCCAACAACAGCGAAAAUGAUGAUCUCAUUGCAAUGCAACACCUUUUCACUCAUAAUGCAUGCAUGUUGGAAAAAGUGGCGUUGUCAAUGAAUGCUUUUCAAAUGAUGAAGUUUAUGCCAUACAUGCAUCGAUUGAGUCAUCUUGAUCACGUGCGACUUUGUAUUCGACCUUUUGGUGCUAUGCGACGUGUUUUAAACAACAUGCCAGGAAUCCCACCAGAUCUACAAUCUGGCACUGAGCAUACGCUAAUGCGGUUAUUGGAGUCUAUCAAAAAGUUAACAGUGCCCAUAGUAGCCUUGAGUUUACAAGGUGUGUUCAAGGUCAUUGAUCCUAGCCGCAGAAUGGGGGUCAUUGCAUUUACGGUUGGCAUGAUAGCGCACUUAAGAGAAAUUGAAAUCCGUGAACAUCAUCCCUCACCUGAUAUCCUUGCCUCACUUUUUCAUCAUGCACAAGAGCUCAGCACCGUAUCGCUUGUGGGUGGCGGAUUACAAGUAACAUACAAGAUGUUUUCCAUGUUAUCCACUUUGCCUCACCUUCAAUACCUUCACCUCCAAGGAAUCGGAAAAAUCAGUGGUAUUGGUUUACGUGAGAUGGCUGAUCAGCAUGAAAAAAGCGACCUUCAUUGCCAAGUGGUUAUGUUGAAACCAGAUGAUCCCACCGAUAUCUAUGGGAAAUGCUUUGAAUACGCUAAAUGGAAAAUGGGUCGAUCUCGAUUUGAAUACAAAGAACGACCUACGUAUGAAUAUUGA